This is a messenger RNA of Esox lucius (northern pike), 1489 nucleotides long. RefSeq names its product CCAAT enhancer binding protein delta (gene cebpd). The record is from RefSeq and is a predicted model, not a curated record. Gene Ontology annotation, molecular function: RNA polymerase II cis-regulatory region sequence-specific DNA binding; DNA-binding transcription factor activity, RNA polymerase II-specific. The transcript has a single exon. Gene Ontology annotation, biological process: regulation of cell differentiation; regulation of transcription by RNA polymerase II; DNA-templated transcription. NCBI's taxonomy places the organism in Eukaryota, Metazoa, Chordata, Actinopteri, Esociformes, Esocidae. The coding region runs from base 256 to 1179 and encodes 307 amino acids.
ACACUCCGCGAAAUAAGGACGACUCAGAGAAGCUAGAAGUUCGAUACAGAAGACUUAACCUACAUUGAUUAUAGCGCCACUAUUUUACGAUAAAACUAAACAUCACGCAAAAGAAGCUAGGUUGUGGAAAAGAAGAGAAGCAGCAGGAAUACUGAGUAAGCGGGAUACAUUGUAAAAUUGUAUCAAGCUUAUUCCAACCAUCUGGCUAUCGACAUCCAUUGCCGUCCGACCCCACUAGGACAGAAAGCAGAGUUCAUGUGUGAUAUAUACAGUCUGGAUUCCCAGUGCGUGUCUCCACAAUGCAACAUGAGUUGGGCGAUGGAGCCUACAAACUUCUACGACACCAAGCAGAGCAGCGGUCUCCAGGGGGUCUGCAAACCCGGGAGAGGUGAUACGGGUACAGGCGAUGACACCACCAUGGCCGAGCUAAGCACAGCCUCUGCAAUGUACGACGAUGAGAGUGCCAUUGACUUCAGCUCCUAUAUCGAGUCGAUGACUGCAGUACCACACCUGGAGCUCUGCAACGACGAACUUUUCCUUGACUUAUUCAACACUGUGAAGCAAGAGAAGGCAGACUUCUACAUGCCAACCUCAACUGCAUCGUCCAGCAACAUACAGCAGCUGUCAAGCUGUUCAACCAACGCAUACGUAGUCGAAAGCCAAAAAGAUUUCCAAAGGAAACUGGAUGGUGGAUUUGACAAGGGCGUGUUCAGUGCACCGGUAAAGCAGGAGUCGGACUGGAGUGACAGUGACAUGUCGUCGUCGUUACCUUCCCAGAUCGAAACCUGCGCACAGACCUCUGUGAGCCUUCCCAUGGGGCAACCAACUCCACCAACGACCCCAGAGCCCCGCUCAAGCCACUCCAGUCUCAGCUCAGCCCAGUCAUCUCCUCGGAAGGUCGGCAAGGAAAAGGGAAAAAAGAAUAUUGACAGGUACAGCCAAGAAUACCGCCAGAGACGCGAGAGGAAUAACGUCGCUGUGAGGAAAAGCAGGGACAAAGCUAAGCAACGAAACGUGGAAAUGCAGCAAAAGAUGCUUGAACUGGGUUCAGAGAAUGACAGAUUACACAAAACCAUCGAUCAGCUAACCCGUGAGCUCAAUGGGCUGAGGGACUUCUUCAAGCAGCUUCCCAAACAGAACUCCUCGUUUCUGGGGUCCACAGUUGGGGACGGCCGGUGACUAAAGUCACUUUCUCAUUAACUGAACUUUUGAAAUACAUACCUCAACAUAGACUUUUAUUACCAUCUGUAACAGAUGCAUUAUAAACAAGCUUACAUUUAUGGCACUGGAAAUAGUACUGGAAACGUAGGCCUACUCCCAUGUUGCUGCCAUAAUCCUUUGGGAAUUUUUUUUUUAUAUUAAAUUAUUUUACCAGUUCUAUUUACAUGUUGUUAUACCAGUUAUGGUACGUUUUAUAAUUAAAACAUUUGUAUAAGAGACAACGCAUGUUCAAAUUUUUAUGUAGUUUAUAUAAAAACAACUUGAAAUA